GCGAGUGUCCGGAGUGAAAGUCUGUGGACUGCUCACAUAAGGAGACAUGAAUAGUCACGUUAAACAUAGAAACGCCAAUUACUUCUAACAUUUUUUUACGCAACAUGUCGCUCCAGCAGCCGACUGAGGAAGCGACGGGGGAGAGGAGCGCUUUCUUUAUAGGCGCCGAAAAGGACGACAUCCACGGGCAGGAGGAGGACCACCAUCAGCUCAUUCUGCUAAAAGCCAACGCUUUGGCCUCAGAAGACUCCCUCAAAGAGGCCAUCUACUGGUUCUCGGUGGCCUUUCGUUACAAGUCCAUGAGACCCGAACAGCUAAGCACUUUUGUGGACUGUAUAGUGCGGAAUCUUAAGAAAAAGGCAGCCUCCGGCUCGGAUUCGCCGUCGAAGCGGGAAUCCGAGGAGCACAAGAGCCAGUGGGACAAAGUAUUUGAUUGCCCUAACUGUCAUAGUUUUUUAGGGGAACCAGUGACCCUAGCGUGUGGACACUCAUUUUGCAAGAGAUGUUUGCAACGAGAUUUGCUCUCUAAGUGCAAGUUGUGCCACGAAGUGGUAAGACUCGAAGGAAAGCCUAAUGUGAUUCUGUGCGGACUUUUGGAGAAAUGGUUCCCCAGCGAUGUGAAACGGUCUAAAAACCUAAGCGAAGUAGACGAACUGUGUAUGUGUAAACGCUACGACGAUGCGGUGAAAAAAGCAAGCAAUAUCAUCCAAGCAGAGCCUGAAACAACAGUGGAGGUGCGACUUUCACGGGCAGAGGCAUACACAUCUCUCAACCAGUUUGAUCUCGCUUUGGAAGACAUUGAGUUUUGUCUUGCAUCUAGGUGUUCUGCUGAGGCUUUUUUUAGGAAAGCUAUGGUGCUGCACAAAAUGGGCGAAGUGGAUGAGUCUCUACAAGUCUUCCUCAACUGCCUUGCUGUGGAUGAAGAUUUCCCUUGUGCAAAAAGACAAGUGGAAAAGAUUAUGUGUGACCUGCUCUCUUCGGCGAACGACAACAUCAAGAUCGGCCUUAGGGAAACGGCGCAAAACACGUCGCCCCACUUGCGCAGCAAAACCCUUGUGACCGGUGCCCAAGUCAGAUCACAUAGUCCAGUCCAAAGACAAAGUCAACACCAGGUCCGCGCUGUGUCGGCACAUCAGCGAACGGAAAAGCAGGAGAAACGUUGGGAGAGUCUUGAACGUCCCGGCCUGAAUAGAGCUCAUUCCCUGCGAUGUCACAGCGCCGAUUUUGGCGAGCAAGGUCUGAAGAGAGUCUGCUCCGCCCCUCAGCUUGGGGACCAGGAAAAGGCGAGCCUGCUGAAGAGGAAGUUGUCUGUUUCUGACAUUGAGACUUGCAUUGUGGCCAGUGGAAGUAGCAAGCAUAAAAAGCAAGGUGUGAAUAAUAUCAAAAAAACAGCAGCCAAAGCUAACACUUGCAGACCUAUUCUUGAGGAGCUCAUUGACGCCAAUGACUUUGAGUGUUCUCUUUGUAUGAGGUUAUUUUACGAGCCUGUGACGACGCCGUGCGGCCACACAUUUUGUAAAAGUUGUCUUGAGCGAUGCUUGGACCACACGCCACAUUGUCCCCUGUGCAAACAGAGCCUAAAAGAGUAUUUAGCAUCUAGGAAGUACACUGUGACAAGCACGCUGGAUGCGCUAAUCAAACAGUAUUUGGGUCAGGAGUAUAAGGAGCGGUCCAAAACACAUUCGGAUGAGACCAAAGAGCUUUCUGACUUGACAAAGAAUGUGCCUAUCUUUGUGUGUACCAUGGCCUACCCCACCGUGCCUUGCCCACUGCAUGUAUUCGAGCCACGUUACCGCCUCAUGAUCCGCCGCUGCAUGGACACGGGCACGCGGCAAUUCGGGAUGUGUAUUAGUGAUCCUCAGAAAGGGUUUGUAGACUAUGGUUGUAUGCUCAUCAUCCGGAGUGUGCACUUCCUGCCUGAUGGUAGAUCAGUGGUGGACACCAUCGGGGGAAAGCGUUUCCGAGUCGUGUCCCGAGGAAUGAGGGAUGGUUAUAGUAUUGCUGACAUUGAGCUUUUGGAAGACACUCGGGUGGAGGACAGAGAAGAGCUUGACAGUUUACAAGAACUCCAUGAUGCUGUGUACAAUCAGGCCUGUGACUGGUUUCAGAACCUCAAGCUCCGCUUCCACAACCAGAUCCUGCAACACUUUGGACCAAUGCCCGAGCGAGAAGCUGAUAUCCAGGCGACUCCUAAUGGUCCCGCAUGCUGCUGGUGGCUCCUUGCUGUGCUUCCCAUCGAUCCGCGCUACCAGCUGUCAGUCCUCUCCAUGACCAGCCUCAAAGAACGCCUGGUGAAGAUCCAGCACAUUCUCACUUAUUUGCAGAGCAUCCCCAACAACUGAGAGCUUUCUCAUUUCACCACUACCGCACCUUGGACUCUUUAAUGCGCGCCACCCGAGCCUUCCUCUCAUAGCUAAGAACACGCUGUGCUAAAAACAUUGUUGAACUUUGAGAGAUGUGGCCAAACUGCCUCAGGGAUUCUUCUGGUGACACACAUACUUUUAUUUGUUGCGUCAAACAUGAAUCACAAGUGGCGUUUGCCGUUCAAGAAUUUACAAAUGAACUUCCAGGUGCACCGUGUCGUUGGCAGUGAAGUCGAUAUCACUGAGAUGGAUUGAGGACAUUGGUUUUGGGUUAUGGCCUAUAUGUUGAAAAAAGGGCAAAAGUAAGGUGGAUGUGAUGAGAGGCAAAUCCAGAAUGCUGCUUUAAAAAAAAGUAGAAGAGGACAAAAGGUCUACAGUACUUAAUACUCAAGUGCAACCAAUUCAAAAUUGAUGUUCCACUUCCUGUCCUAUUUUGAGAACAGCAAUUACACUUCCCGGUAUUAUUUUUUUCUUCCAUUACUUUUCCUCUUGGCAUCACAUGUUUCCAUGUGGUUAUGCACAAAAACACGCAUGACUUCAAAUUGUCAUUUUAAUGUGUGCUUGUCAUAAUCUUACGCCCACAGUGGAUUAUUAACUACCAAGAUCUUCCAAAAUUUGUCAUGUAGAUUGGGAGUUAUUUAUGUAUACAUAUACUUUUUAGCUACUCCCACUGGAUUAUAAGUAGAAUACGUUCAAAUAUUUAUACAUUCUGACCCUAUGUAUAUGUAGAAAUUGUCAAUUGGGGCUAUUGCAAUAUUUCAUUGAAUCGGUGUGUAUUCAUAAUAAGGCAGACCUUUGUUGUAAUUAUUACUACCGUAUUUUUCGGACUAUGAGUCACACCUGAGUAUAAGUCGCACCAGCCAUAAAAUGCCCAACGAAGAGGAAAAAAACAUAUAAGUCGCAUUUUGGGGGGAAAUUUACUGUAUAAAAUCCAACACAUAGAACAGAUAUGUCAUCUUGAAAGGCAAUUUAAAAUAAAAAUACAAUAGAGUACAACAUGCUGAAUAAGUGUAGAGUAUAAUAAUGUUACAUGAUGCAUGAACAAUGAAAUGCCAGCGUGGUAUGUUAACGUAACAUAGCUAUUAAGAGUUAUUCAGAUAACUAUAGCAUAAAAAACAUGCUAACAAGUUUACCAAACCAUCAGUGUCUCUCCAAAACACCAGAAUAACGUGUGAAAUGAUAUGUGUGAAAUUAUUACCACUUUAUUAUAAGUCGCUCCUGAGUAUAAGUCGCACCCCCAGCCAAACUAUGAGGAAAAAAAAAAAAAAAAAACGGCGACUUAUAGUCUGAAAAAUACGGUAUUCAGUACAGGCCGCUCUCUGUCUGCUUAAAAGGGGAGAACCUGUCGCCUUACACCAUUUGACAUUGUGGUUUGAAAUGACACUAUUCUGUACUUGGUCCACCAUGCUUUCUUGUCAUGUUAUGAUUGUAUUUUUCUGGUUGUCAAAAGCACCAUUUUUCACUGUGUUGGAAAGUUGGUUUUCCAAGUCAUACCGGUUUUAUGUAAAGUAUUUUGCGGGAACCAUCUUGCUUUUUGCUCUUUAUUUUAAGUUAACGAUUUUCAAUUUAAAAAAAAAAAAAAAAUGAAAUUUUGUCGUAUGAAGAGUGAUUUCUUUCUACUUUCUAGUUGUGAUAACACACAAUGAAAAUGCAGAGAAAAAGCUGUGUAAAAACCUUUUUAUUGAUUAGGGGACCAUUGGUUUUAAGUAAAUCUUAAACUGUAAUUUACCUCUAUUUGGAACACCCAUUAACUAAUAAGCUACGACUGACAGCGAUAGACGUGCGAUCCGAUGGCAGAACAAAUGUGAACUGGGCCCAGGUUUGUGUCGGGUGCGAGUGGAGUGGCAGAGAGUCCUACUCCAAGUUACGACGUACCCAACUUAUGCGAUUUUGACUUUACGACGCCAAAGUUUCGUCAGCCAU
Molecule: messenger RNA, 4286 nt
Organism: Corythoichthys intestinalis (scribbled pipefish)
Lineage: Eukaryota; Metazoa; Chordata; Actinopteri; Syngnathiformes; Syngnathidae
Gene: lonrf1
Product: LON peptidase N-terminal domain and ring finger 1
Exons: 12
Coding region: 105-2342 (745 amino acids)
Molecular function (GO): ubiquitin protein ligase activity; protein binding
Source: RefSeq, a predicted model, not a curated record